Molecule: messenger RNA, 2755 nt
Organism: Eublepharis macularius
Lineage: Eukaryota; Metazoa; Chordata; Lepidosauria; Squamata; Eublepharidae
Product: protein bicaudal D homolog 2-like
Exons: 8
Coding region: 164-2305 (713 amino acids)
Biological process (GO): microtubule anchoring at microtubule organizing center; protein localization to organelle; regulation of microtubule cytoskeleton organization
Cellular component (GO): Golgi apparatus; cytosol
Molecular function (GO): dynactin binding; cytoskeletal adaptor activity; dynein complex binding
Source: RefSeq, a predicted model, not a curated record
CGGAUGAAUCAGGCGUCGGCGGCAGUUGCGGUGUCGCUCGGCGCGUAGCGGCCCUCAGCCGCCGGGUACUGAUGCCUCAAAUAAAUUUCUUCGCGGUCCCUUCUGGCUCUGCGAUUGGUUGCUGAGGUGGGAGCUGGGGGACACGCCCCCUUUGAGGGGCGGCAUGCCCACAGCCUCCAUGGCCCAGGAUCCUGUGAAGCUGCAAGCAGAGGUGGAUCGGCUGAUUGCUGAGCUGCGGGAAGCAACUCAAGAGAAAGUCCAGGCAGCAGAAUACGGCCUGGCUGUGCUAGAGGAGAAUGGUGAGCUCAAGCAGCACUGUGGCGAGCUGGAAGGCCAGCUAGAAGUGAUGCGCUCCGAGAUGGCCCGCAUGAAGGAGGCAUUGACAGAGUCACACAGCAUUCACAAAAGGGCUGCAGCUGACGGGGAGAGCCGAGAAGAGCAUCUUCUCCGAGAAGCGGCCUCCAAGGAGGCUUGCUUGAAUCAGUCCAUUGAGGAGCUCCAGGGUGAUGUGAAGUACCUGAGAUCCCAGCUGGAAAGCACAGCAGUGGAGAACGAGCGCCUUGGCACGGCUCUGCAGGAUCUGAGGAAGGAAUGCCAAAGCAUGGACUCUGAACGAGCCCACCUGCGUGAGCAAUUGAAGCAGACCAAGGCGAGAGAACUGCACCAGUUGCAGGACUGUGCUGAGCUCGAGGAGGAGAACAUCUCCCUGCAGAAGCAGGUCUCUGUGCUCAAGGGCAGCCAGGUGGAGUUUGAGAGCAUCAAACGUGCACUGAGUUGCCGGGAGGAGGAGCUGGUGCUGGCGGGGAACCAACUGUUAGAACUGGGGCGUCUUCGAGACCUGGCCGAGCACCAGCUUCAGGAGGCGUUGGAGACUCUGCAGGCAGAGCGGGAGCAGAAGCAGGAACUGCGGCGGGAACUGGCCACUUGUGCUAGUGGGCGCCCCAACUCACUGAACAGCUUGCAGGCCAACCUGGAGGGACUGAACUGCAGUCAGGCAGAAUGUGAAGAGCAAGACAGCGGAUUUGCCAAUGGCAGCACUCUUGAGGGCCUGGCUUCUACACCUCACGGCGUCCGGCCUGCGCCUGGCCUUGUGGCAGACCUUUUCAGUGAGCUGAGCUUAGCAGAGAUCCACAAGCUGCAGCAGCAGCUGCUCCAGGCAGAAAACGAGAAGAGUUUGCUGGUUUCGGAUCUGCAGGAACUCAAGAGGCAGCUCACAACCACCAAGGAGGCUUUGGCCCAGCAGCAGCAGCAGCAGCGCCACAACCGCGAGGCAGAACACCCUCAGGCCGUGGAGUCCGGCCCUCAGGAUGAUGGGAAGCGUUUGUCCCUGCUAGAGAAGGAAAGCUGCUGCGAGGCGGCGGAAAGGGCCCAGCUGGCUGCCCAGCGGGAGCGGGAGGUGGCGGCACAGCUAGAAGGGGACUUGCGGAUUGCCAGGAGGAUCGCGUUGGAGUGUCAGUCGCGGCUGGCUCAGGCCCAGGAGGAGCUGCUGGGCUUCUCCGAGGAGCUGGCAGGUCUGUAUCAUCAUGUCUGUACCUGCCACAGCAUAACCCCUCAGCGGGUGGUACUGGAUUACUACCGAGAGGGCCGCGGAGCCCAGAGUAUGCGCAAGAGGCAGGCCUCCAGAAAGAUCCUGGCAGCAGAGGUGGGGACAAGCAGUGACAGGGAACUGUCCCCAAGCCCUAGCUCCCCCAGUGGCUUGGAGCCCCUGAAUGUGGCCAGCCUGAUGGGCGUCUUACGGGAGCAACUGAGGCACCUGCAAGUGGCACUCUCCCUGGCACACUGGAACAGCCCCGUGGGGCACAAUGCAGAACUGGAACGUGACAAGGAGGUGCUGGUGGAAGAAGUGCUCAAGCUGAAGUCCCUGCUGAGUACCAAGCGAGAGCAGAUCGCCACCUUGCGCACGGUGCUGAAGGCCAACAAGCAGACGGCAGAGGCGGCCCUCUCCAAUCUCAAAGGCCAGUACGAAGGUGAGAAGGUGCUCGUGUCGGAGACGAUGGCCAAACUGCGUCAUGAGCUCAAAGCCUUGAAGGAGGAUGCAGCCACCUUUUGCUCACUGCGUGCCAUGUUUGCUAGCAGAGAUGAGACAACCAGGAUCCAGUGCAGGUUUCUACGCAAUUCGGACUCGGCAUUUGGACGUCCUUCAGCAUGGCCACAGAACUCUGAAGGCUUGGUAUUUGUAAGGAGCUCCUUUGCCCAGGACGAAGCCUCCAGCCAGAGCUUACUUUCUGCCCCUCUGUGCCUUUUGCCUCUGGUGCUGUUUUUCCAAAGCGCCUGUAACCUUGUGCCUUUGUUAGCUCCAAUGUAAAAGUGUCUGCCUUAAUCACCAGGGUCUAUUUUGUGUGGGCUGGCUGAGAGGAGGCUGGGCAUUGUUUCCACCCCUCGAAAAAGAAAGAAAAAGAACUUCUUCCGUGUCCUGUUUUAUUCACUGGGUCCGUUCCUUGGGCUCCCCCUCACUCCCUUUGUUUUGCACAUACCUGUUAACUAAUUUGCUCACUGUGUGGGUUGAAGGAUAUUGAAAAACAGAGAUCCAUGCAGCUGCGGAGCAUCCAUGGAAGUGGGUUUCAGGGAGGGGGAGAUGAGUAAUUAUCAGGAUCCCCCGUCCCACCACUGGCACUAUAACAGUACAAAAACAUUGUACUAGGUUAUCUCCUGACGACUGGUUUCAAAUGGUUUUUCUGAAUCUCUUGAUUUUUCUUACCAUAUCAUAACUGUCAGUCCUUACAAAAUAAGUUAAAAUAAAACAGAUAAAAUCUAA